Eurytemora carolleeae is the source of this 930-nucleotide messenger RNA. RefSeq lists its product as uncharacterized. The record is from RefSeq and is a predicted model, not a curated record. Lineage: Eukaryota; Metazoa; Arthropoda; Copepoda; Calanoida; Temoridae. The transcript has 12 exons. Gene Ontology annotation, cellular component: proton-transporting V-type ATPase complex. Bases 30 to 914 code for a protein of 294 amino acids.
UUAUAUUUACACUUUUCUCAGAAUUAAGAAUGUUAGGGUCUCUGUUUCUGAUUGGUUUAAUGCUUGGACAAGGAAUUGCUUCCAAUGGAUUUCUAGACAUGGACACUAUCAGAAUUCAGAGGGACCUACUUCAAGAGAAAGUUGAAGAGAAAGUAGAGGAGAAAACAAGUAUGCCUGACCAGAAGAAUUGGCGGACUGAGCCUGCCAAGGGCCCAACCAGGUUCUAUUUUGAGAACGGAAAGCUGCCAAAGGUUUUGAUGGAGGUGGAAGAGGGAAUAGUUCUAACGGUGUUCAAGAGUGGAGAGGUGUGGGACAGGUUUCUGUUGAACGAGGAAGCUUCUGGAGGUAUUACUGGGGGUAAACUCAACCCAGACUCGGACAUUUUUCAGGUUGACAUCGACUGGAAGAAACAAACCUUCACUGGACUAAAGAAUCCAGAGAACAAAGUUCAAGGAUUACAGAUUGAGAUGACUUUUGAUCAGAAGAAAGGAAACUAUAUAAUGACAGAUCUGAAAAUUGUAAACCUGGCAGUUCAGGGUAAACUGGAGGAUGUUCCAGUUCUAAGCACCCGGACUCAGCAUGGAUAUGAAGUUGAAGCUCCUCUGGGACUCUCAUUCGGUUGCUUUAAUCCAGGAAUGUUUGGACCUAAAGGAAACCGAACUGAGGCCCGUGUUAGCGCUGGUUUAAUGUUCCCUGGUCUUGAGCUUCAAGUUUACAAGGUAUCUGGAGGAAGGUUUGGUCCGCUUUGGGAAUGUGGAAACUACAUUCCAAUAGGUCUGUGGGUUGGAAUCAUUGUAACCCUAGGAUUCUCUUUGAUCUGUGCCUGGGGAUUCACCAUGCUCGCAAACAUUAAUACAAUGGAUCGCUUCGAUGACCCCAAGGGAAAGAGCAUCUAUGUUCCACAAACUGAGUAAACGAAGACGACUUGGC